GACUCCGCGCGCGGCCCCCGGCGGAUCUCGAGAUAGCCGCAGCUCUCGCGAUCUUUCGGGAGCCGCCCGUCCACGCGGAGUCCGAGCGCGUGUGCUGAGCUCCGAGGGCCGGAGGGCGGAGACUGUGCGGGAGGGAGAGGCCCUCUUGGCCUGCCCUACGGAAGCCUACGAGAGAGGGUGGUGUCCACUGCCCCGUUCGGUGUCACGAUGCCCAGCGCCAACGCCAGCCGCAAGAGUCAGGAGAGGCCGCGGGAGAUCAUGGAGGCGGCGGAAGAUUAUGCUAAAGAGAGAUAUGGAAUAUCAUCAAUGAUACAAUCACAAGAAAAGCCAGACCGAGCUUUGGUUCGGAUAAGAGAUUUGACAGUACAAAAAGCUGAUGAAGUUAUUUGGGUGCGUGCAAGAGUUCAUACAAGCAGAGCUAAAGGGAAACAGUGCUUCUUAGUCCUACGUCAGCAGCAGUUUAAUGUCCAGGCUCUGGUGGCAGUGGGAGACCAUGCAAGCAAGCAGAUGGUUAAAUUUGCUGCCAACAUCAACAAAGAGAGCAUUGUGGAUGUAGAAGGAGUUGUGAGAAAAGUGAGUCAGAAAAUUGGAAGCUGUACACAGCAAGAUGUUGAGCUGCAUGUUCAGAAGAUUUAUGUGAUCAGUUUGGCUGAACCCCGCCUGCCCCUGCAGCUGGAUGAUGCCGUUCGGCCUGAGGUGGAAGGAGAAGAGGAAGGAAGAGCUACUGUUAAUCAAGAUACAAGACUAGACAACAGAGUCAUUGAUCUUAGGACAUCAACUAGUCAGGCCGUCUUUCUUCUCCAGUCUGGCAUCUGCCAUCUCUUCCGAGAAACUUUAAUUAACAAAGGUUUCGUGGAAAUCCAGACUCCUAAAAUUAUUUCAGCUGCCAGUGAAGGAGGAGCCAAUGUAUUUACUGUGUCAUAUUUUAAAAAUAAUGCAUAUCUGGCUCAGUCCCCACAGCUGUACAAGCAAAUGUGCAUUUGUGCUGAUUUUGAGAAGGUUUUCUGUAUUGGACCAGUAUUCAGAGCUGAAGAUUCUAAUACCCACAGACAUCUGACUGAAUUUGUUGGUUUGGACAUUGAAAUGGCUUUUAAUUACCAUUACCAUGAAGUUAUGGAAGAAAUUGCUGACACCUUGGUACAAAUAUUCAAAGGACUUCAAGAAAGGUUUCAGACUGAAAUUCAAACAGUAAAUAAACAAUUCCCAUGUGAGCCAUUCAAAUUUUUGGAGCCAACCCUAAGACUGGAGUACUGUGAAGCAUUGGCUAUGCUUAGAGAAGCUGGGAUCGAAAUGGGAGAUGAAGACGAUCUGAGUACACCAAAUGAAAAACUGCUGGGUCGUUUGGUAAAGGAAAAGUAUGACACGGAUUUUUAUAUUCUUGAUAAAUAUCCAUUGGCUGUAAGACCUUUCUAUACCAUGCCUGACCCAAGAAAUCCUAAACAGUCCAACUCUUAUGAUAUGUUCAUGAGAGGAGAAGAAAUAUUGUCAGGAGCUCAAAGAAUACAUGAUCCUCAACUGCUGACAGAGAGAGCUUUACAUCAUGGAAUUGAUUUGGAGAAAAUUAAGGCUUACAUUGAUUCCUUCCGCUUCGGAGCACCUCCUCAUGCUGGUGGAGGCAUUGGAUUGGAACGAGUGACGAUGCUGUUUCUGGGGUUGCAUAAUGUUCGUCAGACUUCCAUGUUCCCUCGUGAUCCUAAACGACUCACUCCAUGAAGAAAGCCACACUUGUUAUUCUUUCCAGUAACCUGCUGCUGAUCAGGCUGUACCUUCAGUACUCACAAUACGCACCAGAAUCAAUGCUGUAUCUAAAGUGCCACUUAUAUUUGGAGUAAUUCAGUAUCACUUAGUUUAAAAGAGAAGAUUUUUAUAACUUUGGACAUGCUUCAGUAGGAAAUGCUUAAAUAUUCUAAUGAGAAAUCCAUAUGGUUAUGUUAAAAAUUCAUAUUCCAUUACUACAGUGUUAACAAGAAUUUUAAAUAGUUAAGAUUGUACAGUUUUUUCCUCCUUUUUUACAUUAUAGUGGCCACAGUAUUAAUGUCUUAAAUUUUUGAUAUUUGAACUUUUUUUAAAAACUGUGGCAUUGGAAUAAGAAUAAUUGGGGAAGCAGCCAGGCACAGUUGCUCACACCUGUAAUUCCAGUGUUUUGGGAAGCUGAGGCAGAAGGAUUGUUUGAGCCCAGGAGUUC
Carlito syrichta (Philippine tarsier) is the source of this 2185-nucleotide messenger RNA. RefSeq names its product aspartyl-tRNA synthetase (gene DARS1). Gene Ontology annotation, cellular component: aminoacyl-tRNA synthetase multienzyme complex; cytosol; cytoplasm. Gene Ontology annotation, molecular function: RNA binding; aspartate-tRNA ligase activity; ATP binding. NCBI's taxonomy places the organism in Eukaryota, Metazoa, Chordata, Mammalia, Primates, Tarsiidae. The coding region runs from base 208 to 1713 and encodes 501 amino acids. The record is from RefSeq and is a predicted model, not a curated record. Gene Ontology annotation, biological process: aspartyl-tRNA aminoacylation. The transcript is spliced from 16 exons.